AUGCACGCCUGCGCGGCUCGAAGCCUCGCGCGGAUGGGGACGGCGAGGGAGAGCGACGGAGGGAGCGGCGCCGGUCGUCUCGGCGGGGCGGAGAAUCCGACGCGUCCGACGCGUCCGCCGCCGCCGUCGUCGUCGUCGCCGCUCGCGUCGUCGUCGUCCGAGGCGGAAGACGCGCGUCUGGCGCGCGAGAUCGCAGAGCUGCGCGCGAUGCGUCUCCUCGUCGUCGAGCGAGGGAUCUCGCUGACGCGGAAGCAGUGCGAUCGCGCGGCCGCGCUCGUGAAGAGCAUCGCCGCGGCGAGGCCCGGCGCGCUGACCGCGGGGGGCGACGACGACGACGACGACGACGACGGCGACGACGACGACGGCGGCGGCGGACGCGUCGGACGCGUCGGAUUCUCCGCCCCGCCGAGACGACCGGCGCCGCUCCCUCCGUCGCUCUCCCUCGCCGUCCCCAUCCGCGCGAGGCUUCGAGCCGCGCAGGCGUGCAUCGACUCGCUGCGGUACAACCACACCCCGGACACGUACUUCAGCAUCAACAAGAACCGGCCGUACGCGCGAGUCGUGGACACCGCGAAGACGAUCCUCCGCGACGCGCUGCCGAUCAAGUGCGUCGAGGCUGUCUUCCUCGCGCUGUUUCUCACCACCGGGUGGAAAGAGGUGGACCGCGCGCCGCUCGGAUUUAAAACCGAGUGCGGCGGUCGCGAGCACCGCCACAUCGUCCUCCUCGUGCGUCACCGAGAAACGGGCGCGUGCGGGGCGUUAGGGAUCUCGAGAAGGAAAGAGCUCGGGUACGUCGAGAUGGAGCACCCCUCGGUGUCGUCCGUCGUGGACGCGUAUCGCGUCGCGUACGAACGGUGGCGGCAUUCAAUAUCGAAGGUGCGCGUGGGUCUUCCCGCGGAGCACGUUCUCUCGAGCAACGAAAACGUGUGCUGGCGGCACUGCUGCGUGAGCGUAGACGCCGAGGACAAAAGCGCGGCGGCGUGGGACAGAGCGCGGGAGAUGUUCGACGACCACGCGUCGCGGUGGACGCGUCUGAAGGAAAAGUGGAGGAUGGACGGCUUGCGGUUCGGCGCCGGCGACGGCGGACGCGCGCCCGGCGACGGCGGCAAGGGACCUGGUAGAGAGAAUAGUAACCUUAAGGCGACGGCGACGGACCGCGGCGCCGGCGGCACGACGAAAGGCGCGACGACGCCGAGGACGCCGCCGCGGUCGCCGAAGCGAGCGACGACGUCCGCGCCAGCGAGUCCAAACGCCGCGGGAGGCGCCAAGCCGCCGCCGCCGCGGUCGCCGACGACGGCGCCGGCGAGGAGUCCCGGCGGCGCGGCAGCGUCCCCCGGACCGCCGGAACCCGCGCCGCGCGCGAUCGUCGCGAGCGACGCCGCGGCGUGA
This is a messenger RNA of Micromonas pusilla CCMP1545, 1389 nucleotides long. RefSeq lists its product as uncharacterized. The transcript has 3 exons. Gene Ontology annotation, biological process: regulation of angiogenesis. Gene Ontology annotation, cellular component: cytoplasm. NCBI's taxonomy places the organism in Eukaryota, Viridiplantae, Chlorophyta, Mamiellophyceae, Mamiellales, Mamiellaceae. The coding region runs from base 1 to 1389 and encodes 462 amino acids. The record is from RefSeq and is a predicted model, not a curated record.